CUUCAGGCCAAGCCAUAAUUAUGCAGAACGCUUGAAGUAAUCACAGAUUUAACAUUUGUGGUUCCAGCUAUUCAGGACCAAUUCCCAAACUCCACGACAUGUAACAAUUUGUAAUUUUGCUAAGACACAGUUUGAUGCUUAGGUUGUAAGACUGGUGUGCUAGACAUUAUCAAGUGGUUUAUGAGAGUAGCCCUGUGUCUCCAUUGGGUAAAGUAGCUGGAUCGAAAGGAUCAUGAAGAGAUAAAGAAAUGGCUUUGAGAAGCCAACUAGUCACGGUGAUAGUAAGCAAAGGUAUACAAACACUAAGGAAGAAGUUACCCUUUGUAUUGUCAAAGGUUUCAGUUUUGUGUAAGGUUGUGAUUCACGGGCAGCUAAUCCCCAUCGGUAAAAUUAAAUCCUUUUUUUAUUCACUGCAAAUAGAUAAAUCUGUCGAAGACACUUUGGCUCUUGUCACUAGCAGAAAAUGUGAGGUUUCUUCAGGUUUUUCCUAUUCCUUGUUUCAUGGGCGCAUCUUCCCCCAAACACUGCAAAACUCAAGUUUUCAGAUUCAUGUAGCAGAGAAAGCAGUGAUCUCGGCUUCAGGAGCUAAAUUCUCUAGUUCUGACCGUGCCACUAACAGACCGUGUGACUUCAGCCAAGUACAUUCCUUUCUCCCGUUUCGUUUCCUCUAGGUCAAAGGCAGAGCCAUGAGAAGGAUCACAACCAGGGAGCAACUUCAUGGUUAAAACCUAAGACUUCAGGGACGGACGUUUGUCUGUUCCCGGCGACACCUCGGGCCCAUCUGGCCCACCCCACACAGCGCAAAGCCCCCUCCACUGACGCCAGGCCUGUGGCCUCGCGCAAACCCGUUGGUCGUUAACACCUCCCCCGAAAUGGGCGGGGCGGAGGGCUUCAGCUUCCGGCGGCAAAUGGCGAGGCGGCGCGUGGCGUUGCCCACUGGCCUCAGCACGGGCCUGCUCACGCACGCAUCCGCCCGCCGCGCGAGAGGCCCUGUCCGCCGCCGUUGAAGGGCUUCCCAGCCCUAGCAGUGCAUACUGUGAAGCCCCCAAAAGGCUCUGCGGGGCCGAGGAGACUAGUUAGGUGUGGGGGAGGGGGAAGAGAAUCCGAACUAUUUAUGCUAAUUAGCGCGUGCUUCCUUUAUGGAGAUUGGCCAGGAUUUUACUCUAGUAACCAAUCACUUAAUAACAAGGGUGGGCUGGUCGAGAUCUCUCGCACUCAUUGGUUGAGAGGCUUGAGCGCAAUGGAAGGACUUAAACUGAGAGUAUCCGGGAUUAUUUUUCCCCGCCGUGCGGUGCGUGUCCCGGAAAUGACGCACGGCCAAGGCCGGGCGGCCGCCCUGCCCUCGCUUCCUUUCACGUUGUCGCUGCCCGUAGGUGGUUGUGGUCACUGUGCCCGGAGGGAGGCGGCGGUGGCCAGUAAUGCCUGGGAAACUCCUCUGGGGGGACAUUAUGGAGCUGGAAGCACCCUUGGAGGAGUCCGAGAGCCAGAAGAAGGAGAGGCAAAAGAGCUUUAUGGAUAUCGCAAUUUCGGAUAAGGGAUUAUGGACCUGUACUUCCCUUAUAGGGUAAUGAAGAUUUAAACAAGAUAAGCUGAAAACACAUUACACAGUGCUGGAGUGACAGAAGGAAGUCAAGGCACCAUUAUGAUUCAGAUGAGAAAUCAGAAACAAGAGAAAAUGGUGUUACAGAUGACCUGGAUGCUCCCAAGGCCAAAAAAACUAAAAUGAAAGAGAAGCUAAAUGGAGACACUGAAGAAGGAUUUAACAGACUUUCAGAUGAAUUCUCUAAAUCUCAUAAGUCAAGAAGAAAAGAUCUACCAAAUGGAGAUAUUGAUGAAUAUGAAAAAAAAUCAAAGCGAGUAUCAUCCUUAGAUAGUUCUACUCAUAAAUCAAGUGAUAAUAAACUAGAGGAGACCUUAACACGUGAACAGAAAGAAGGAGCCUUCUCCAAUUUCCCUAUUUCUGAAGAGACUAUAAAGCUUCUGAAAGGUCGAGGGGUAACAUACCUCUUUCCUAUUCAAGUUAAGACUUUUGGUCCUGUAUAUGAAGGAAAAGAUUUAAUAGCUCAAGCACGGACAGGAACAGGAAAGACAUUCUCUUUUGCCAUUCCCUUGAUUGAAAGACUACAAAGAAAUCAAGAAACAAUUAAAAAAAGCCGCUCACCAAAGGUACUCGUUUUGGCUCCAACAAGGGAACUGGCAAAUCAAGUAGCCAAAGACUUCAAAGAUAUAACUAGGAAACUCAGUGUGGCAUGUUUUUAUGGUGGAACAUCAUAUCAAAGCCAAAUUAAUCAUAUUCGAAAUGGUAUUGACAUCUUGGUUGGAACCCCUGGUCGUAUCAAAGACCAUCUGCAGAGUGGCCGAUUGGAUCUUUCUAAACUGCGCCAUGUUGUACUUGAUGAAGUGGAUCAAAUGUUAGAUUUAGGUUUUGCUGAACAAGUUGAAGAUAUUAUUCACGAAUCCUACAAAACUGAUUCUGAAGACAAUCCUCAGACUUUACUUUUUUCUGCAACUUGCCCACAGUGGGUAUACAAAGUUGCAAAAAAAUACAUGAAAUCCAGAUAUGAACAGGUUGACCUUGUUGGAAAAAUGACUCAAAAGGCUGCAACCACUGUGGAAGUAAGUAGCUUUCUAGCAUGAUAGAUUUUAGCUUUUAGUUGGUAUUUACUUUUGACAUUUGUUGAAGCUAAACCUAAGUUUUGGAUUCUUAUUCAGGCCUAAUCUCUGUUUUCUGCUCUUAGUCAAUAAAAUACCUAUUUAUUUUUGUAGUCUGAGACUGAGUAGCAGAAUAGAAUAAAUAGGGCAGGGGGUGAGGGAGCACAUGAAUAGGAAAGUCCUAAUAGGAAACAUACAAACAGCCAUAGAGACAGAUUUAAAGUAUUUCUUUCUUUCUCUCUUUAAAGCAGCUAAAAAAAAAAAAAAAAAAAAAAAAAAC
Cebus imitator (Panamanian white-faced capuchin) is the source of this 2932-nucleotide messenger RNA. Its product is annotated as ATP-dependent RNA helicase DDX50. The coding region runs from base 1723 to 2637 and encodes 304 amino acids. Gene Ontology annotation, molecular function: nucleic acid binding; ATP binding. NCBI's taxonomy places the organism in Eukaryota, Metazoa, Chordata, Mammalia, Primates, Cebidae. The transcript has 8 exons. The record is from RefSeq and is a predicted model, not a curated record.